AAAAUUAACAGAACAAGAAUUUUUAACAUUAGAAUUUAAUAAUUUCCAUCAACAAUAUGAUAAAACCAUACUUUAUAAUACAAUUAAUAAUGUACCUUAUGAUAUAAAUUUAUAUGGUAAUCAACAAGUAUAUCAAUAUAAAGAUAAUUAUAAAGAAUUAAUUAAUAAUAAUGAAAUAUAUGAUAUUAGAUAUUUAUUAAGAUAUAUAAUGUAUUUAAUGACAUGUUUUCCAUUAUCUAGUUUAUAUAAACAAAAUAGUAUAUUUAUUAGUAUUGCAUUUAGAGGUACAUGUUCAAAUGAUUAUUAUGUUAGAAUGUUAGCAUAUGAAAUUAUUGGAAUGUAUUAUAAUUUCAUUGUUAAUCAUGUUAAUAGAAAUCAAGAAUCUGAUAUUUAUGAAGUUUUAGUUUUAGUAUUGAGACAAGUUAAAAUUUCAAUGGCUGUUCCUUAUUUAAAAUUAUCUUUACCUUGGUCAAUGAUGUUAUCUGUUAUUUGUAAUUCAAUUUUAAAAAGUGUUGAAGAUAAUUCUAAUAAUUCUAAUAAUAACAAGUAUGAUAACAAUAAGUAUGAUUCAAAGUAUGAUUCANAGAAGAGUGAAUCAUUUGAUAAUAAUAAUUUAAUGACCGAUGAAAAGGAUGAAUCUAAUCAAUUAAAUUCUAAUCAUCCUCACUCAUCAGAAGAAGAAGAAGAUUCAAUAAUUUACUUAGUAACUUUGAGAGAUGUAUCAAGAUUCUUUGGAUUUCAAAGACCAUUUUUAAAAUUAAAAUCAUUCCCAAUUCAUAGAGAUUAUAUUAAAUCUAUUAAUGUAUUUGGAGUUAAUUAUUUAAAAGUAUUAUUAUAUGGAUAUCAAACAGAUGAAGAUUUUAUGGAUGAAUAUAUUAAAAAUAAUACUAUACAACAUUUAUUAAUGUCAUUUGAUCAAUUAGAAUCAUCAAAAUCAUAUCAAGUUUAUCAACAAAUUUCUAUUUGUAGAAUUUUAAUUGAUGUUAUUACUAGAUUAAGAAAAUCAAGAGAAAAAUUAUUAAAGGAUUUUGCUUUAAUUGAUUGGAUUAAAAUACAAUUACGUAAAUCUACUAAUUUAAUCAUUUCAAGUCAGACUUUUAAUAGUAGAAAUAAUAAUGAAAUUAUUAGACUUUUAAUGAUUUUAAUUUGUUCUAUUUAUAAUACUUCUAAUAAUGGUAAUACUUCUAAUAAUAAUUCUAAUAAUAUGAAUUAUUAUUUUAUGAAUCAAGUAUAUUAA
Naegleria gruberi is the source of this 1237-nucleotide messenger RNA. RefSeq lists its product as uncharacterized. NCBI's taxonomy places the organism in Eukaryota, Heterolobosea, Eutetramitea, Acrasida, Naegleriidae. The transcript is spliced from 3 exons. The record is from RefSeq and is a predicted model, not a curated record. The annotation marks the transcript as partial.